UUUAUUCUUCAACAUUGAUCCAAUCAACGUUGCUUGCACGUUGCUGUAUUUCAUCUUCCAUGUUGCUGAUAUUUUUCGACAUGGGCGUUUCUAGAAGGCGCUAUCUGCGCUACUGCGUCAUUCUAUCCUUGUUUCACAUCUUAUGAGGAACAAAGACGGAAUAAUUCAAUAGCGCGCUUCCCGGACGCAGCCAUAGACACAUGGUCAUAUGCUCUUCUGGUUAUACUAAAGAAAACUUUUGUUUUUUUUGAAGAUUACAUUGCGAAUAACAAUAUGGUUCUACUAGGCGAAAUAUUUCCAGACUUCACGGCAGACACGCAGAUAGGCACCAUCGAAUUUCACAACUGGCUGGGCGAUUCAUGGGGAAUUUUAUUUUCUCAUCCGAAUGACUUCACGCCAGUGUGUACAACAGAAUUGGCACGAGUUGCAAAAUUGAUGCCUGAGUUUAAGAGAUUAGGUGUAAAAGUAAUUGCAUUGUCUUGCAAUUCUGUCGAUUCCCAUCGUAAAUGGAUUGAGGACAUAAAAAGUUAUGGAAAAAUCACAGAGGAGGAAUUUCCAUAUCCGAUAAUAGAAGAUCAAUCCAGAAAAUUUGCCACAAUGUUAGGAAUGUUAGAUCCAACAGAGACAGAUCAGUCUGGAUUACCCAUGUCAGCACGAGCUGUGUUUAUAAUAGAUCCGGCUAAAAAAAUGCGCUUAUCUAUUUUAUAUCCAGCUACUACUGGUCGCAAUUUUGAUGAAAUAGUAAGGGUAAUUGAAUCUCUUCAGCUUACGGACAAAUACAAAGUGGCAACUCCUGUAGACUGGAAGAAAGGAGAUGACGUAAUGAUUGACCCAAAAGUAUCAGAUAGUGAGGCUAAAGCUUGUUACAACGACAUCAAAACAAUACCGUUGCCUUCGGGCAAAACAUAUUUACGUAUUGUACCACAACCUAUUGACACGUAAACACAUUCUUAUCGAUCUUAAAGAUUUGGGUUGAUAAAAUAAAUUUCAAAUUCGACUUCUUGAUAUCUGCAAACAACAAAAGAAGCUGUUUAUUGUUUCAUCUAAACGUAAGUAAAAGUACACUGCGUAUUGUUAUAUACAUUUUUUUCCAAGUACACGAUCACUUACUGUCUCUAUAGGCGUAAUAUAUAUUAUGUACAGUUUUCUUUCCUUUUAUUAAGUUAUUACUGUAAUUAUACUUCUCUACGAUUAUAUUUCGCUUUGCGUUUCUUGCUUGUAAAUUGUUUUAUGCGCAAUAGCGAGUACACGACUUUAUAAUAACAAUAUAUACACAUGUACGUAUACACACAUACAUGCACUUAUUACGUAUAUACACGUACAUGUAUAUAUAUUUUAUAUAUAAAACACUCUCUGGUCAAAAUCGAUAAGAUAUAGUGUGUGUGUUAUGUAAGACAAUAAAUUUAACAAAACUA
Messenger RNA from Pseudomyrmex gracilis, 1415 nucleotides. RefSeq names its product peroxiredoxin-6 (gene Prx6a). NCBI's taxonomy places the organism in Eukaryota, Metazoa, Arthropoda, Insecta, Hymenoptera, Formicidae. Gene Ontology annotation, molecular function: peroxiredoxin activity. Gene Ontology annotation, cellular component: mitochondrion; cytosol. The record is from RefSeq and is a predicted model, not a curated record. The coding region runs from base 274 to 942 and encodes 222 amino acids. The transcript is spliced from 6 exons. Gene Ontology annotation, biological process: cell redox homeostasis; cellular oxidant detoxification.